Messenger RNA from Gongylonema pulchrum, 207 nucleotides. NCBI's taxonomy places the organism in Eukaryota, Metazoa, Nematoda, Chromadorea, Rhabditida, Gongylonematidae. The record is from the annotation of a GenBank genome assembly.
AUGGAGGUGCUGGAAGAACGGCGUGCUGAUGGAGUAGAUGGAAACGAAAAAGUGUCUAAUGCUUUCGCCGGGAAGGAUACAAAGGGACGAACCGAUCGGGCUUAUUGGGUGAUUCGAUGCCGCUCCUCCAAGGUGACAGCAUUCUUGAUAUCCAUUGUGGCGAUGCAAAUAGUAUCAAUGGUUGCGAAAGGCUCGGUAAUCUUUUAA